Teleopsis dalmanni is the source of this 856-nucleotide messenger RNA. RefSeq names its product glutathione S-transferase theta-3-like. Gene Ontology annotation, biological process: glutathione metabolic process. The transcript has 4 exons. The record is from RefSeq and is a predicted model, not a curated record. Lineage: Eukaryota; Metazoa; Arthropoda; Insecta; Diptera; Diopsidae. Bases 159 to 851 code for a protein of 230 amino acids. Gene Ontology annotation, molecular function: glutathione transferase activity. Gene Ontology annotation, cellular component: cytoplasm.
GAGAACUUAUGGGGGAGAAAUCAAGCCGGUAGAGAUUUUGUAUUUUGUCAAAUCUAAUCUCCUGAAAGUAAAUCAGCUGUUGGAUUCAUGAUAUAAGGCAUGAAGUGGUUUUUUAGCAAUCGUUAUAUUUUAGUCUUCAUUUUUGAUUAGUUUACAACAUGCCAGAGUCUAAAGCUCAAUUUAAAUAUUAUUUUGAUUUUCUAUCACAACCAUCCCGAGCUCUUUACAUCAUAUUAAAACAAAGCGGCACUCCAUUUGAAGAGAAUCAAAUUAAUUUAUUGGAAGGUGGAAAUCAAACCAUCGAGUUUAAAAAUGAAGUUAAUCGCUUUCAGAAGGUGCCCGCGAUUGUUGAGGGAAAUUUCAAAUUGGCAGAGAGCAUAGCUAUUUUAAGAUAUUUUUCAAAUAAAAAUUACAUAGCUGAACAUUUUUAUCCCAAGGAUGUGCAAAAACGAGCACGUGUGGACGAAUUUCUUCAGUGGCAGCACAAUGGCAUACGUACUUCUUGCUCAUUAUAUUUUCGUUUUCUUUGGGUACAAGAUAAGUUUUUCGGUGCUCCUGCGGCACCAGGUAAAGUUGCAAAAUACAAGUCUGAAAUGGAACGAGAUUUAGGUGUGAUUGAGACAGUCUGGUUGAAAGAUACAAAAUUUAUAAAUGGCAAUGAGUUAACAGCUGCAGAUGUUUUCGGUGCUUGUGAAGUAGAACAAAUACGCACGACAGCUUACGAUGUAGGCGAGAAAUUCCCAAAGGUAGCGAAAUGGAUUGAAACAGUGCGCAAAGAACUUGAACCGCACUUUGAUUUCGCACAUCAAACAAUUUACAAAUAUGAAAAAGAAACGAAAUCAAAAUUAUAAAUACA